Neolamprologus brichardi is the source of this 2471-nucleotide messenger RNA. It is a transcript of the gene slc6a1l, whose product is annotated as solute carrier family 6 member 1, like. Gene Ontology annotation, cellular component: plasma membrane. The record is from RefSeq and is a predicted model, not a curated record. Gene Ontology annotation, biological process: nitrogen compound transport; amino acid transport; sodium ion transmembrane transport. Lineage: Eukaryota; Metazoa; Chordata; Actinopteri; Cichliformes; Cichlidae.
UGAGAUCCAAACGCACUGUGAGGCUCUCAAUCGCAGAGACACUACAGAAAGGUGGCUUUCUGAUCCCAUUGGUCCACAGUGGUCCCAUAAUGGGGAAGACUGGGCAAAGUACAGUGGACUUGAACUCCCCUUCAGAGGUCAAACAAGCAGUUCCCUUUGAGGAGCUGGAUCGUGUGGCGCCCCCUGCAGAUAAUAAGAAGAAUGUGGAAGAGCCUCCCGACAGGGGAAGCUGGAAGGGCAAGUUUGAUUUCCUCCUCUCAUGUGUGGGAUACGCCAUCGGUUUAGGAAAUGUGUGGAGGUUUCCCUAUUUGUGUGGCAAGAAUGGUGGAGGGGCCUUCUUGAUCCCAUACUUUAUGACACUGGUCUUUGCUGGGAUACCGCUUUUCUUCCUGGAAACAGCUCUGGGACAGUUCACUUCAGUUGGAGGACUUGGGGUGUGGAGACUAAUCCCUAUGAUGAAGGGAGUUGGUCUGGCUGCAGUUGUUUUGUCCUUCUGGCUCAACAUCUACUACAUUAUCAUCAUUGCUUGGGCGCUCUACUACUUAUUCAACUCUUUUGGUUCGGAGCUGCCUUGGCAAAGCUGUGAUAACGCCUGGAACACGGAAAAAUGUUUUUCCAACUACAGUCUGACAGACACCACCAACUUGACCAGCGCUGUCACCGAGUUUUGGGAGCGUAACAUGCACCAGCUGUCUAAUGGCCUGGAGGAACCAGGAGAGCUACGCUGGCCCUUAGUGGGCACUCUUGGGCUGGCGUGGGUUCUUGUCUACUUCUCAAUCUGGAAAGGAGUUGAAUGGACGGGAAAGGUAGUGUAUUUCUCAGCUACCUAUCCCUACUUCAUGCUGUUCAUCCUGUUCUUCAGGGGGGUCACACUCCCUGGAGCCAUAGAUGGGAUUCUCUUCUACAUUACUCCAGACUUCAAUAAGCUCGUCCGAUCUGAGGUGUGGCUGGAUGCAGCAACUCAAAUCUUCUUUUCAUACGGACUGGGCCUGGGAUCGCUCAUCGCAUUGGGAAGCUACAACUCUUACAACAACGAUGUCUACAAGGAUGCAGUCAUAGUAUGUUGCAUCAACUCUUGCACCAGCAUGUUUGCUGGAUUUGUCAUCUUCUCCAUCGUAGGCUUCAUGUCCUACAUCACGAAGAAACCCGUGCACGAACUGGCAGCAUCAGGCCCAGGGCUGGCAUUUUUAGCGUAUCCUCAGGCAGUCACACAGCUUCCCAUGUCCUCGCUAUGGGCCAUCCUGUUUUUCUCCAUGCUCAUGAUGUUGGGCCUGGACAGUCAGUUCUGCACAGUAGAGGGCUUCAUCACAGCUCUGAUGGAUGAAUAUCCCAUGGUUUUGCGAAAGAGGAAGAAGGUCUUCAUCCUCAUUGUCUGCCUCGUCUCCUUCAUCAUCGGCUUCUCUAACAUCACGCAGGGUGGUCUCUAUGUGUUCAAGAUGUUUGAUUACUACUCCGCCAGUGGGAUGUGUCUGCUCUUCCUCGUCUUCUUUGAAACCAUUUCCAUAUCCUGGUUUUAUGGAGCUGAAAGAUUUUAUAAGAACAUCGAGGACAUGAUUGGCUAUCGGCCAUGUGGGUGGUGGAAGCUUUGCUGGAUGAUCUUCACACCUCUAAUUUGCUUGGGAGUGUUUACCUUUAGUGCCAUUGAGAUGACUCCUCUCACCUUGGGGAAGUAUGUGUACCCCCUGUGGGGCCAAGCGAUUGGCUGGCUCAUGGCAAUGUCCUCCAUGGUACUCAUCCCAGGCUAUAUUAUCUACAUGUUCUGCAGCACCAAAGGCAGCAUCAAACAGCGUUGGCGGAGGAUGACAACUGCCCAGGAGGAUGAAAGGCGAUCAGGGCAGGAUGAAUUCACACACACAGACAGCGUGGGUGAAGCACCUGUCUAAACCUGAUUGUUCAAGCUAAAUAAAUCUGUCUGCCAGGACUUAAUGUAGUUAAUAUUGGAAGUUAACAAUUUGAUGGAUGGAUGGAUGGAUGGAUGGAUGCAGUAUUGUCUCUGGACUACACUGUCUAACCGUCCUUCAACUUGAGUUGAAGUAAAUAAAGAAGAUGAAUAAGUAUUUUUGCUAUAGAUAUUGUUUCCUUUUCAGUAAAAGUUAUGGCAAGCAAGUGAAUGAUACAGGUCACAAUAAACCUGUAUACAAAGGCUAUAUGUACAAUAAACCAUCAUGAAUGUAAAUCCACAUGCUCUUCAUAAAUUGCAGCACAAUGAAGGCCUUUGUUUAUAACGUUACUGCAAAUUUAAUGGAUAUUGUUGUACUGCGAAAUGGAACUGUCUGGUAAAACUCGAUUUCAAGUAUAAAACUCUAUUAAUGGGGAACCCCAAUAUUUCAUUUAAAGAAUCAACCAGUUACUGUGACGUAGUUAUUCUCAGCAACACAGUAUCGCUUCAGUUGUCUGUAGGUCACAUUUAUCUGACCAAGACCUAAAAUGAAAAGUAAUAUUUCUCACGAUAAUCUUUACAAAAAAUAAGG